Messenger RNA from Drosophila novamexicana, 4182 nucleotides. It is a transcript of the gene Dap160, whose product is annotated as intersectin-1. Gene Ontology annotation, molecular function: calcium ion binding; molecular adaptor activity; protein binding. Bases 462 to 4157 code for a protein of 1231 amino acids. Gene Ontology annotation, cellular component: plasma membrane; presynaptic membrane; intracellular vesicle. The record is from RefSeq and is a predicted model, not a curated record. Gene Ontology annotation, biological process: clathrin-dependent synaptic vesicle endocytosis; endosomal transport. The transcript has 12 exons. NCBI's taxonomy places the organism in Eukaryota, Metazoa, Arthropoda, Insecta, Diptera, Drosophilidae.
UCGUGAACAAUUAAUUUGCACGACAAAACGAAGUUAAAAAUAACAAAAACUUAAAAAAAUUUAGUGUUCAAAUGAAAAGUAAACCAUAAAAAUCCAUUGUGAAAAAUUGUGGGGUGGUGGGAGCAAAACGGAUACUCAAUAGUAAAAAGAGCGUAAGCCAGCGCGAGCGAAUGUGUGUGUGUGUGUGCACAUUGGAGAGGAGCAUGACAUGUAUUUGAUGUGUACUCAGCGGCCGAAGAGAGCGCAUUAAACAAGAACAAAACACACACACACAACUGCGAGAAAGCUUGUUGUUGUUGUCGGUGUGGGGGAGUCAGAGUCGGUUAGACGAGAAAUACACGGCGUAAAGCGUGUGUGGAUAACAUAAAACAUACACACACACACGUACACAUUUGUAGCAAGCAGAAAAUUUUGCGAAGCCCGCACUCCACAUAGGGACACACAGCAAAAAGGGCAACAAAAUGAAUCCGGCAGUGGAUGCGUGGGCUGUUACCCAGCGUGAGAAGCUCAAGUAUCAGGAGCAGUUCAAAGCGCUGCAACCGCAGGGCGGCUUUGUGACCGGAGCCCAGGCGAAAGGAUUCUUUUUGCAGUCGCAGCUGCCGCCGUUGAUCCUGGGUCAAAUAUGGGCACUGGCUGACACGGAUUCCGAUGGAAAAAUGAACAUCAAUGAGUUUAGCAUAGCUUGUAAGCUUAUCAAUCUGAAGCUGCGAGGCUUGGAGGUGCCCAAAACGUUGCCGCCCACAUUGCUCAGCUCUCUAACGGAUGCGGCUGCCAUUGGCGGUCCGACGCCCACAAUGACGCCACGCGGUUCGACCAGUUCAAUGAGUCCAAUGGAUCCGCUCAAAAGCAUUGCUGCAGCUGUGCCGCCGGCUGUGCCCGUUGCUAUUGCUGCUCCUCCAAUUGUGGUGCCACCGAUUCCGGCUCCAGUUCCAGUUCCGGUGGUGCCCAUUCCAGUUGCUGUGCCUGCAGCGAUUGUCUCGCCACCGCAAAGCAAUCCAUCUAGUCGGCAUAUGUCCAUCUCGGAACGCGCGCCCUCCAUUGAAUCUCCUCAGGGCGAGUGGGCCGUGCAGGCGGCACAGAAACGUAAAUAUACGCAGGUAUUCAAUGCCAAUGAUCGCACCCGUUCCGGCUACUUGACGGGCGCCCAGGCGCGAGGUGUUCUUGUACAGAGCAAAUUGCCGCAGGUGACGCUGGCGCAGAUCUGGACGCUGGCCGAUGUCGAUGGCGAUGGGCGGCUCAGCUGCGAUGAGUUCAUCUUGGCCAUGUUUCUGUGCGAGAAGGCCAUGGCUGGCGAGAAGAUACCCGUUAGCCUGCCACUCGACUGGGUGCCGCCCAGCUUGCGCAAGAUCAACAAGUCGCGACCGGGCUCCGUGUCUGGCGCAGGUUCACGUCCCGGCUCGCAGCCCGCCUCGCGGCAUACGUCGGUCUCUUCACAGGGCGCCGUCAUGUCCGAUGCGGAUCCACUUGCGGGCUUGCCGCAAACUUCAUUUGAGGAUAAGCGCAAGGAGAACUAUGAGAAGGGCAAGGUGGAGCUGGAUCGCAGGCGCAAGCUUAUGGAGGAUCAGCAGCGCAAAGAGCGAGAGGAGCGUGAGCGUAAGGAACGCGAAGAGGCGGACAAGCGCGAGAAGGCGCGACUGGAAGCCGAGCGCAAGCAGCAGGAGGAACUGGAGCGUCAGCUACAGCGCCAGCGUGAAAUCGAGCAGGAAAAGGAGGAGCAGCGCAAGCGCGAACUGGAGGCCAAGGAGGCAGCUAGAAAGGAGCUGGAGAAGCAGCGCCAGCAGGAAUGGGAGCAGGCACGCAUUGCCGAAAUGAAUGCACAAAAGCAAAGGGAGCAGGAACGCGUGCUCAAGCAGAAGGCACACAACACUCAACUGAAUGUGGAGCUCAGCACGCUGAACGAGAGGAUUAAGGAUCUGUCGCAAAAGAUUUGCGAUACACGCGCCGGGGUGACCAAUGUCAAGUCCGUGAUCGAUGGCAUGCGCACCCAGCGCGACACUUCGAUGAGCGAAAUGGCCCAGCUGAAGGUGCGCAUUAAGGAGCAGAACGCCAAGCUGCUGCAGCUAACACAGGAGCGCGCCAAGUGGGAUGCCAAGAGCAAGUCGAGCGGCGGCAUUGCCGGCGACACGACACAGCAGGAGCAGCUAAACGCCGCCUUCGCGCACAAGCAGCUACUGAUCAAGCAGAUCAAGGACAAGGUGGUUAACAUUGAAAAGGAAAUCGAAUCCAAGAAGGAGGAUCUCAAUUCGAACGAUGUGACCAUGCAGGAGCUCAAGGCCGAGCUCGCUGCGCUGAUUACCAAAUGCGAGAAUCUGUACAAGGAGUACGACGUAGAGCGCACCGCGGUGCUGGAAUUGAAAUAUAAUCGCAAGAACGAAGCAGCCACAAUCAGCGCCACCUCCGCCUGGGAUACGGGCAGCGCCUGGGGCGGCUCUGCGGCCAGCGGCGUGCCCGCAGCCGCAGCUGUUGAUGCCUAUGCCGGCUAUGGCCUAAGCAUUGACACAGUUGCUGCUGCCGAUGCUGUUGUCGAUCUCAGUGGACCGGCGCCGGAAGGUUUCGUUAAAUAUCGCGCCGUUUACGAGUUCAAUGCCCGGAACGCUGAGGAGAUUACGUUUGUGCCAGGCGAUAUAAUACUGGUGCCAUUGGAACAGAACGCCGAACCCGGCUGGUUGGCUGGUGAAAUAAACGGCCAUACCGGCUGGUUUCCCGAGUCCUACGUGGAGAAGCUGGAGGUGCAGUCAAUGGCAUUGGCAACAGCAGCGGCAGUGGCAGUGCCAGAUGUUGUCGAGCCCGCGACCCAAACCGACAGCUACUUGGACAAUAACGCCUUGGCGGCACAGCCAGAGCUGGCAACAGCGACUGUUGCUGCUGCUGCUGCAGGCGAUGUCGAAUACUAUAUAGCCGCAUAUCCUUAUGAAUCCGCUGAGGAGGGUGACCUGAGCUUUGGCGCCGGCGAAAUGGUCAUGGUCAUCAAGAAGGAGGGCGAAUGGUGGACGGGCACCAUUGGCAAUCGCACCGGCAUGUUCCCAUCGAACUAUGUGCAAAAAGCGGAUGUCGGCACAGCCACAGCUGCCAAUGCAGUUCCAACUGCUGUCGAGCCCGAGCCCGAGCCCGAGCCCAUCGAGCAGGAGGUCACACCGAAUGGCAUUAAUGCUGUUGCCGCUGCCGCUUAUGCUGCUCAGCCAGAGGCGCCAGAGUCGAUCCAACCGCAGGCACAGUCACAGCCACAGGCGGUUGAGCUGGAGGAGUCGCAUACAAUCGAAGAUCUUGACAUUGAAGUAUCGCAGAUAAACACACAAAACAAGACACAGAGCGAACCGGCCGAAAGCUACAGCCGGCCCAUGUCACGUACUUCUUCCAUGACACCCGGCAUGCGCGCCAAGCGUUCGGAGAUAGCACAAGUAAUUGCACCAUAUGAGGCCACCAGCACGGAGCAGUUGUCGCUGACGCGCGGCCAACUGAUCAUGAUACGCAAGAAGACCGACUCCGGCUGGUGGGAGGGUGAGCUGCAGGCCAAAGGCAGACGGCGUCAAAUCGGCUGGUUUCCCGCCACCUACGUCAAGGUGCUGCAGGGCGGACGCAACAGUGGACGCAAUACGCCCGUUUCCGGCAGUCGCAUUGAGAUGACCGAACAGAUUUUGGACAAGGUGAUUGCUCUCUAUCCGUACAAAGCACAAAACGACGAUGAGCUCUCGUUUGACAAGGACGACAUCAUCAGCGUACUGGGCCGCGAUGAGCCGGAAUGGUGGCGCGGCGAGCUGAACGGCCUCUCCGGUCUGUUUCCCAGCAACUAUGUGGGUCCAUUUGUCACGUCCGUGCCCCGACUUGAAAUCCAAGCAGCGCAGCAGCCCGCAAAAUCGAACCAGAUCGCGCGUCGUCCGCUGCAGCGACUCUGGCAGCACUGGCGCCAGCCAGCAGCCGCGCCCAGCGUUGCCAUACCGGACGAACGUUUGCGCGGCAAAGUGCAAUCAGUGCACAUAACAAAGCGCAGCAAUGGCCAAUUGAUGGGCUGUGCCUAUGUCACGUUCGAGUGCAAUGAGCUGAUGGCCAGGGCCAUGCUGCAGGAGGAUCAGGAUAAUCGUCUGCUGGGCCGUGACGUCAUCAUGGACUGGCAGCUGCCCAAGAAGCGCAGCAGCAUGCAAUGGCGCUGCUGGUGCUGACCUCUCUCGCCAUUUAUAAUAAUUA